Messenger RNA from Sphaeramia orbicularis (orbiculate cardinalfish), 897 nucleotides. Its product is annotated as mucin-5AC-like. NCBI's taxonomy places the organism in Eukaryota, Metazoa, Chordata, Actinopteri, Kurtiformes, Apogonidae. Bases 38 to 715 code for a protein of 225 amino acids. The transcript is spliced from 9 exons. The record is from RefSeq and is a predicted model, not a curated record.
CUUCCAAAGGUUGUGAAAUCGCAAAUUACCUGCAAAAAUGAUCAAACUGUUGAGUGUUGCUGUUAUUGCUGGAUUCCUUUCUGUGAAACCAGCUGAUGGUCAAUCCAAUUUAUGCAACGCACUACCACUGAAACCAUUCAUACCAGCUUUAUCACAUCCAGUGUGUUGGACCCCAUGGUUUGACCGAGAUGAUCCAUCUGGAACUGGAGACUGGGAGACACUUUCCAGUCUCCGAAAAGAAAAUCCUGGAAAGAUCUGCCCAAACCCAACUGAUAUUGAGGUCCAGACUGUGACUGGGCAGAGUCUGGCUGCAGCAGGCGAAGUGAUUUACAAAGCAGACACAACCUCUGGUUUCAUCUGCAGAAAUGAGGACCAAACAGACAAACAGUGUACGGACUACCGUGUUCGUUUCAGCUGCCCUCCCUCAUACUGUGGUUUCGGAGCGUGCUGGACCCAAUGGUUUGACCGGGACGAUCCCAGCGGAACUGGAGACUGGGAGACUCUGAGUUCGCUGAGGGCUGCAUACCCAAACAAAAUUUGCAAGACUCCUAUGUACAUCGAAGCUGUUGUCGUUGGAACAAACUUCCCGGCCAGCAUUACAGGGGAGGUCUUCCAUAUCUUCAAUCCAACUGAGGGAUUUGUUUGCCGCAAGACAGACCAGAAGGAUAAGAAGUGUCUUGACUACAAAGUUCGCUUCGGAUGCUGCUGCGAUUGAGUUCUGGCUCAACAACAACAGCACCAAGAAAUGAGAGAGGAAGACGUCUCAAUUCUUUUCACUUCACUUUAAAAUUACUUUUUCCAUCCUUUAUUUUAGAAGGAGUAAUAAGCAAUCAUUACCGUUAUUUUUGCUGGUAAUGAAAUCAUAAUAGAUGAUGAUAGUCAACCAUGUAUGAUUAA